UACAUUAACAAUGGAAAUGUAAUGACUUGAAAAGUUAUGUCCAACUUGACAGUGUUUGCAUUUCGUAUGACAUUGCCGAGAGAAAUGUAUUCAGUCUUCGUGUUCGGAUUAACGCUGACGUCACUUGUUGAAUGGAGUAGCCAACAUGGAUUGCUCCUAUCCCCUCCUCAGAGAGGCUCCCUUUGGCGGUACGGAUACGACACACCCCCUAACUAUGACGACAACGGACUAUUCUGUGGUGGCUUAGAGGAAUACAUUAAAACUGGCGGGAAAUGCGGAGUAUGUGGAGAUGCUUACAGUGGACCUCGCGAACACGAGGCUGGUGGAAAAUACGCUAAAGGAAUAAUCGUGGAGCAGCUUCCCGCGGAAUCCACAGAAAUGAAAACUACCAUCCAGAUCACCAGCUACCACAAAGGGUUCUUCGAGUUCAGAAUCUGUCCACACAAUGACAUCCGCAGACCCGUGGCCCAGGAAUGCCUUGACGAACACCUUAUGAUCAUCAAGGAGGGGUCCCCAGAAAGUUCCUACACCCGUUUCUACCCAUCAAAUCCAAAGGUGACGGGAAAAGACAAAUACCACUUGACACUGCUUAUCCCGAGAGGAAUGCGUUGUGAGCAGUGUGUUCUGCAGUGGACGUACAACACAGGAAACAGCUGGGGUACCGACAAGAAUGGUACCAGUUGUUUAGGAUGCGGAUUACAGGAGGUAUUCAAAAACUGCGCUGAUAUCAGCAUUGGAGGGACGCCUUCAGUUGAAACUGCACAAGCCGCGCUUAUCAAAUCUGAAAUCAAAGAAGACAAAACCAAACUGCAACAUGAAAUCAAAUCAGGGUUAUUUCACGAAGUUCGAAAAGCUAUUGAAAAUACCAAAGCAGCGAAGCACGUUCAGCACCCACAGCCACAGUCAAUUCAGAAAAUUUCUUCUCCCACUCCGGUAUUUUCGACUAAAACUUACACGUCAGGUGUUCCACAGACGACAUUUUCGGCUAAAUCAUUGGUGCAGAAUAGGAAUUUAUUCAUGCCUGUUGGGGGAUUAACCUUCCUCUCUCAAAUCAAGAACCGUUUGGCGAAACAGUUGAGUUGGUUGAAACAGGUUCCAUUUCAUCAUGCUAGCCUCCUCUCAGAUCAAACGCCAGAUAACCGUUUUACAUUGGCCAGCAAAAUCAAGUUUAUGCCAGACAACACUAAAAAUCAAGAAUAUCGUACAACAGCUAUGGCAUCAAACCUUUCGCCUAAAAUUAGAUACCACAUGGGCCCUCAGUCCUCCUUCAACUUGUACACAAAUCCGUCCCUGUCCUUUUUUGAAUCAGGAGGACACACUGCGAGAGUUUCUCGUCCUGAUGUCAACCCUACCGUAGCUUACAAAAUAAUGUCUCCAGUAACGACGACCAAGGUAACUAAAGCACCCACCCAGAGACCCACAGAGGCCUCUCUCCCUACCACCACCGACCCCCUAGACGUGUCACAGUGGGGGGAGGAAACGGUAACCAAACUUCCCAAGAAAUACCAGAGUUACUUCCGAAAGUACAGGGAGGCCAAAUCGACGUUGGAUGUCUUAGAAAGGAAUCCCAAGAAGGUGUUGAGCAUGUCUAAAUACAGAAGAUACCGAAAACGAAAGAACGGACAAAAUAGAUUAAAGAAUAGUCUGGUGAGAGACGUAAAACGCUGGUCUUCUCGCCUGGAGAAAAUAGCGAAAAAGUUACAUCAGUGAUUACGUUGUCAUCUUUCCGUAACAAACUGUUACUUCACCGAAAUCCGUUCAUAUUUAUUGACUCUUUUAUUUCUUGUGCGCGUUUUCAGUUGAGAAAACAAGAGACAUCGUACAGCGGUCGUUUAUUCAUGAUGCCGCUGGAGACUUCAACUUUUCGUUGCCAAGUCUAUGUACAUUAUUAUAUACACUUGUAAGAGAAUUCUUUGUGCCAAAGCAACAAGCCUUUGUUGUGCAAAAAUUACCAAUCAGUAUUUAUUAAUGUGUGUCAUUGUCUACUUUUCUUCCAGUAUUAUAAACUAACAGAGCUUCAACGAAAUGGAUGCAAGUUAACACAUGUUGUACUUGCAGCUAUUGGUGUUUUUGUAUUGGAUGUUUGGAUAUUAUUAAAAUUUGAUAACUUA
Molecule: messenger RNA, 2111 nt
Organism: Magallana angulata
Lineage: Eukaryota; Metazoa; Mollusca; Bivalvia; Ostreida; Ostreidae
Exons: 4
Coding region: 37-1710 (557 amino acids)
Source: RefSeq, a predicted model, not a curated record